Mesorhabditis spiculigera is the source of this 316-nucleotide messenger RNA. The record is from the annotation of a GenBank genome assembly. NCBI's taxonomy places the organism in Eukaryota, Metazoa, Nematoda, Chromadorea, Rhabditida, Rhabditidae.
GAAAAUCAGAGGGAAGAGUGUGGCCAAGAAUGCGAAGUCGAAACAAGCACCGCCGAGGGCAAGUGCGAGCAAAGAGAAGCGCGGAAAGAGUGCAGAUAAGAAGGCUUCAACUCCGACUAAGGAGAAGGAGGUGAAGAAGGACGGCAAGAAAGACGCAGGCAAGAAGGCACCAGCCACCGCUCGGCCGAAGGCCACAUUCCAGCCAACAACUUUUGAGAAAGUGCAAGAAAAGUCGUUUGACAAUACGCAGGGAUUGAACAUUGACAUGGAGGGAGAUGUUGCGUCGUUGUGCCAGCCAGCUCUCACAGGACGAAUC